This is a messenger RNA of Vicia villosa (hairy vetch), 1563 nucleotides long. RefSeq lists its product as uncharacterized. Lineage: Eukaryota; Viridiplantae; Streptophyta; Magnoliopsida; Fabales; Fabaceae. Gene Ontology annotation, cellular component: integrator complex. The record is from RefSeq and is a predicted model, not a curated record. Gene Ontology annotation, biological process: snRNA 3'-end processing. The coding region runs from base 305 to 1381 and encodes 358 amino acids. The transcript is spliced from 5 exons.
CCUCUAUCCCAUGGCACCGUAAAAGGGGACAGUCACCUGAAAUCGGCACCGAAGAACAGAAACCGAGCCCAUCAUCGUCGAUUUCAAAAGAAAUAAAGGCGGCCUGAUAGAAUUUGAAGGAACAGUGCUUUAGGUCGAAGAUUAAGAAGGUCGAUUUUGAAGGAGGUAGAAGUGACAGUGUUUCCGCAAUGGCUACCGUGAAAAAGGAAACGAAAUCAGAAUCGUAGAGGUCAAGAGCGUGAAUGGUUGGAAUCAUUGAGUUCACUGCCUCUUCCUUGUAGUUUUAUUUACAAGAGAAUCUACCAUGGAACCAACUUGUGCUGCUUGUGCCAUGGAAUGGAGCAUCCAACUUGAGAAGGGUCUUCGAUCCGGUAAACCAGGUGUACCUGUCAAAGCCAUAUUGCAAAUGGGGCCCCACCUUCAGCGUUGGAGUAGAGAACUUGAAUCUGGUAUUGUUCCCAAUGGCAUGUUCGACCUUGUGCCAGGUGAAGAUGAGCUAUUUGCUAAUGCUAUUCUCUUACGCCUUGCUGAUGCUUUUAGGGGAGGCAACACAGAAAUCAGGCUUUCUGUUGUCAGAGUUUUCUUGAUCGAGCGAAAGCACCAUGAUAACAGGAAGCACAAGCAGUGUAAAGGGUUGCUGUCAAUGGCCAGAGUAGCUAACCACUUAGAGUUGUUGAGGCGGGUAAAAUCUGUUUUCAACAGUGGAGAUUCAGAGUCCAAGACACUGGCUCUAGUUCUGUUUGGUUGCUGGGCUGAUUUCGCCAAUGACAAUGCUCAAAUAAGAUACUUGAUACUUUCCAGCCUUGUUUCUCCUCAUGAUUGUGAGGUAAGAGCGUCAUUGUUUGCUGCCGGCUGCUUUUGUGAGAUAUCCAAUGAUUUUGCAUGUAUUACAUUGGAGAUGCUGUUUAACAUUAUAAAUUCACCUGCAGCAUCCUUGCCUAUAAAGUUGGCUGCAGCACGAAUUUUUGCAAAAUUCAAGUGCUCAUAUUCAGUUGCAAAGAAAGCAUAUAAGAUAGGUCUGGAGCUGAUGUCAAAUUCUUCAAAUGAAGAUAUUCUUGUUGUCAUGCUAUUCUCACUUUCAAAGUUGGCAUCCAUUUCUACACUUCUAACCUCCAAUCAUGUGGACUUCCUCGUUUCAUUCCUAGAACGACAAUUAACUUUGCAUGUACGAGAAACGGUCUUAAGAUGCAUACAUUUUUUAUUCAGAAACAAUCCAUCUCUAAAGCUUUACAGCAAUACCUCCUUUGAAGUCCCAGAUGGACAAUCCAUGGAACUCUCUCCAUCUGAAUAUGAAGCUUGGAAAGGUGAUUGGACAGAUGAUGAAAUGCUUGAACUGAACAAAUUGUUUUCGGAGUCUGAAGUACUUAACUGUAUAGUAUAAGUUACUAACACACUUAAUAUUGUUGAUGUACAUUUUUUAUUUUUAUUUUUAAAUUAAAAUUUAAACUUCUCCAGCAUAUUUGAAGUGCAAGCUGUGUUUACCCAUGAAAGAAAUGAAAUUUUACCUAAUAUUUGUUUUAAGUGUUAUUUAUUAUAAGUUGAAUUUUUGCUGGAGUAGAUGUG